Messenger RNA from Pipra filicauda (Wire-tailed manakin), 985 nucleotides. Its product is annotated as BAG family molecular chaperone regulator 1-like. The coding region runs from base 15 to 503 and encodes 162 amino acids. Gene Ontology annotation, molecular function: protein-folding chaperone binding; adenyl-nucleotide exchange factor activity. The record is from RefSeq and is a predicted model, not a curated record. Lineage: Eukaryota; Metazoa; Chordata; Aves; Passeriformes; Pipridae. The transcript has 5 exons. Gene Ontology annotation, cellular component: cytoplasm; nucleus; membrane. Gene Ontology annotation, biological process: protein stabilization.
UGUGCCGGGGUGAGAUGGCUGCGCCCGGAGCGCCGGUGACCGUCACCGUCACUUACAGCAACGAAAAACACAGUAUUCAGGUUGCUUCUCAACAAGAAGACGGUGAACCUACACUACAAGACAUGGCUGUACUUAUUGAACAAGUCACUGGAGUUCCAGUUCCCUUUCAGAAACUGAUAUACAAAGGAAAGUCUCUGAAAGAACUGGAACAACCAUUAUCAGCACUUGGCGUUAAAAAUGGUUGCAAAGUCAUGUUGAUUGGGAAAAGGAAUAGUCCAGAAGAAGAGGCUGAAUUAAAGAAGUUAAAAGAUUUGGAGAAGUCAGUGGAGCAAAUAGCUAAUAAGUUAGAGGAAGUUAAUAAAGAGUUCACAAGUAUCCAGAAGGGAUUUUUAGCAAAGGAGCUCCAAGCAGAAGCACUAAAACAGCUGGACAAGAGGAUAAAAGGAACUGCAGAGCAGUUCAUGAAGACCCUGGAACAGAUUGAUGCCAUUGUAAGUAACUAACCACAGAGGAGGGUCAAAUCCCAACAGAAAUUUGCUGUUAAGAAUAUCUUAUAAUUUAUUUGAUAUUUAAACAUACUAGAUAUUUUAGUUUGGCUUUGAAAAUUAGUUAGUUCCUUUGCUCAUUUUGUCAGUCACAUGUGGAUUGACUACUUUUAUCUGAGAUGUCUGCAUAUUGAGGACUGCAUCAUUUCUUUGGAAUGUACUGGGGUUAUAUCCAAGUGCUUUACAGUCAUUAAUGGAUCAUAACCUUAACAUUUCCAGAGUAUAAUAUAUGUCUUCCUGUAUCGUGUAGUAGCUGAGAGCUGGAUGAGAAUAAGGGACUUGUACAGAGGUAAAUAGAAGAUUGUCACAACCAGGGUGUUUCUUGUGAAAGUGGAGCAGCCACUAAGUAUAAUCAGUGUCCUUCAAAAUUUGUAACAGAUGUUUGUUACUUUGUUGUAUAAGAGCCUAUGACAUUAAUAAACCUCAUUUUUUUUAAGAAA